UACAGGUUUCUUUCCUGUUGCAUCUUUGAUAUCAUUUCCUAGACUCUGCUCCAUGAUUUAACUUGAAAUUCUGAAAUGAAGAUGGAGGAGGCAGUGGGAAAAGUCGAAGAACUCAUUGAGUCUGAAGUCCCACCAAAAGCGUCUGAACAAGAGACAACCAAGGAGGAAGAUGGAUCUGUAGAACUGGAAUCUCAAGUUCAGAAAGAGGGUGUAGCGGAUUCUGCAGUCCUUUCUUCAAUGCCCUGCUUGCUGAUGGAACUAAGAAGGGACUCUUCAGAGUCUCAGCUGGCAUCCACGGAGAGUGACAAGCCGACGGCUGGCCGAGUUUACGAGAGUGACUCCUCUAAUCACUGCAUGCUUUCCCCUUCCUCUAGUGGUCACCUGGCUGAUUCAGACACGUUGUCUUCUGCAGAAGAGAAUGAACCCUCUCAGGCAGAAACAACAGUAGAAGGAGACCCUUCAGGAGUGUCUGGUGCCACCAUUGGGCGCAAGUCUAGGCGUUCCCGAUCUGAAAGUGAAACAUCUACCAUGGCUGCCAAGAAGAAUCGGCAAUCCAGUGAUAAACAGAAUGGCCGAGUCACCAAGGUUAAAGGUCAUCGGAGCCAGAAGCACAAGGAGAGGAUCAGGCUACUGAGGCAGAAAAGGGAGGCUGCAGCGAGGAAGAAAUACAACCUGCUGCAGGACAGUAGCACCAGUGAUAGUGACCUGACUUGUGACUCAAGCACGAGCUCAUCAGACGAUGAUGAAGAGGUUUCAGGGAGCAGCAAGACAAUCACUGCAGAGAUACCAGAUGGACCUCCAGUUGUAGCUCAUUAUGAUUUGUCUGACACCAGCUCUGACCCAGAAGUGGUAAAUGUGGACAAUUUAUUGGCGGCUGCAGUAGUUCAAGAGCGCAGUCAUUCUAUAGGCGGCCAGGACCCAGGAGCUACCUGGAGGAGCAGCGGGCUUCUAGCGGAGCUGAAGUCAGAGGCAGGUCAUUUGGAUCCAGGAUUCCUAGCAAGUGAUAAAACAUCUGCUGGUAAUGCACCACUCAAUGAAGAAAUUAACAUCGCCUCUUCAGACAGCGAAGUAGAGAUUGUGGGAGUUCAGGAACAUGCGAGGUGUGUUCAUCCACGAGGAGGCGUGAUUCAGAGUGUUUCUUCCUGGAAGCACGGCUCGGGCACGCCGUAUGUCAGUACCAGGCAAACACAGUCAUGGACUGCUGUGACUCCCCAGCAGACAUGGGCCUCACCAGCAGAAGUUGUCGACCUCACCUUGGAUGAGGACAGCAGGCGCAAAUACCUACUGUAAUACAAUGUCACUGUGUUCCUCUGCACUGUCCUUCCACUUCCUCUUCCUCUUUGUGACACGGAAGCUCAUUGUCAUAGCUUUUCAGCUUCAGAAGCUGUUUGUGGCAUUUGUAGAAUUGAAACUCAUGGAAAACCCCUCCCCCCCCUUUUUAAUUAAAAGAUGUCACUUAGGAAAAUAA
This is a messenger RNA of Carlito syrichta (Philippine tarsier), 1468 nucleotides long. It is a transcript of the gene ARK2N, whose product is annotated as chromosome unknown C18orf25 homolog. NCBI's taxonomy places the organism in Eukaryota, Metazoa, Chordata, Mammalia, Primates, Tarsiidae. The record is from RefSeq and is a predicted model, not a curated record. Gene Ontology annotation, biological process: ubiquitin-dependent protein catabolic process. The transcript is spliced from 4 exons. The coding region runs from base 76 to 1290 and encodes 404 amino acids. Gene Ontology annotation, molecular function: ubiquitin protein ligase activity.